AUGUCAGAGGAAGAUACGAGGUAUCCUCAUGAAAGCGCAUUGAAUAAAGGAAAGCAUAAAAUGGAUGGUCUGCUUCGUGGGCUGGAUCUAAAUAAUGUAGUUAUAGAAAAACGCUCUAGAAAUAAUUCAGAAUCAUCGCAUUCCGUAUCAGGGGAAGCUGCAUCUAAAAAAAAAUCAAACACCACUUUAUCUGACACAAGCAAAAUAACUAAGCACAGGAAAAGUAGCAAUGAAAUUUAUUUGGCAAAAGUAAUCGAGGAAUAGGAAGAUUCAUAAGAGGAUAAUCGUAAAGCAAAUCAAUAAAAAGAUUUAAAAGAGGUUAAAGUAAAAAAUUCUACAGAAGAUUUAAAUUCUUAGAGGAGAAAAUUGAGAUCUUCAGGAAUAGAAAAGUAAGAUGAAAUAUCAAAUAUUAAAAGUAAAAAGCAUCAGAAAAUUAAUGCUAAAGUUACAUAGCAUACUGAAAAAAUUAUGAACUAAAAAGUCUAGUAGGAGUAGAGUACAUUUAAUUUGAAUAACUCGAACGAAGAAGGAUUAUCUUCAACUUCUUGCUCUUCAGAUUUAUUAAAAAAGACCAGAAAUAAAUCAAAUUAUGAGGUUGAAGUACUCAGUUCUCAUAAAAAUCCUAUUCAUGUUUUAGGAAGUACUUUGAAAAUUGAAAAGCAGGUAGAAAAAAAAAGGAAAACUUCUGAUUCUUAAAAAGUAGAGCCAUCUGCUGAGUAAUCUAAAGUAGUAUCUAAAGAAAAAUAAAAAUCCUCUCAAAAUAAAAAAGAAGAAGCUUAAUUUCAGAGUCAAAAGUAAAUGUUAGAUAAAGGCAAUGUAUUUGGCUAAGAAAAUUUUAGAAAAUCAACACGCUCAAAUUCACUGAGUAGUGAAUCUAUUAGAAAACAUAGUUCUGAAGAUAAUACAAAUUCUUUGAAAAAGUAAGCACAUAAAAAAAAGGAUUUGUCGUCUACUCCUUUAAAAAGUUAAAGUUAGAGAGAUCUAAGAGCUUCAAAGAGAGAGAUAUUUAAAAAUUAAGAAUUGCAAGAACUUCAAUAAUUAGAAAAGAUUUCAUCAGAAUAAAAAUAAAUUAAACAAACCGAUUAAUUAAAAACUUUAAAAAAGUAAGAUAACAACAAAGAAAAUUUAGCUAGCAAAAUAGAAAAUUAGAAAUAUAAUUCCAAUGAGCAUACAAUAAAAAAAUAGGUUACAUUCAAAGAAAAAUUAAGUGAGAUAAUAGGGGAAGAAGCAGAGUCUGCACCAGUUAAAGGAAGCUUUAACAACGCCUACGACUAUAAUGUUCAUUAGGAUUCUGAUUCGGAAAAAGAUUACUUUCCUUCUAAAAAAGCAUUAAAAAAUCAUAAGAAGGAGAAAAGAAUUAAAAAAAGGUAAGAAAAUAAAUUAGAAAUAGCAAUUAAAAAAACUUAAAAACUCCUCAAAACUAAGAGUAUGUAAAUGAGGCAAUAAAGAACUAUAAUUAGUGUGGAAAUUCCUUCUGAGUCAUCUUUCGAAGAUGAUGAAGAUGAAGAGACUGCUGGGUAGAAUCAUAAAACAAACCAUUUAAAAAAUUAAAAAGUUGCAUUUUUCUCAAAAAAAUUAAAUGAUUUAGAUAAAACAAAUAGCUAUAAAUCAAAAAGAGAAAAAGUUAUUUAAGAGAAUUGUUCUAGUUUGUAAAUAUAAGAAGGAAAAAAAAGUCAAUAAAUUUUAGAAAUCUCAGACAAUAGAAAUGGAAAAAAUAAGUCUAAUGAUGUUAUGCUUACAUCUUUAUAGCAGAAAAAUAUAAAAUCUUUAUCUUUAGAAGCUUCUGGCUAAAAAAAUUUAAAUAGCAAUCUAUAAAUAAAUUCUUAAGGUGUAGAGAAUGAAGCUUAAACACAAAAUGGCAAAAUAAUUCAAAAAAAUUAAAAUGCAUAUGGCAAGAAUAAAAAUAGCGAAAGCAAGUCUGGCAAUAAUAGUUUAGAAAUUUAAUCCUAAAAAAAAAAUUUAUAGAUAUAAUAAAUUCAUUCUACUAAUUAGUAAGUAAAAGCUGAGAUUGAAUUUAAAGAUAAAUAAAUUAAGAAAAAACAAUCUUUUACAACAAAUCUUUAAAACUAAAUGAAUUUAAAAGAUAAGCAAUUUUAAAACACAAAUAAUUUUAACUCAGAAAUAGGAAUUACCCAAAGAGAAAAUAACUCAGACCAAAACGAAACCGACUUAAAUCUAGAAUAAAAAAAUCUUAAGCGCUUAAACAAUUUUAAUACACCAUUAGAAGGUUACCCAACGAAUAUAUGCUCCUCCUCUUCUCUACUUAUUAUUGAGGAGGAUAAGUUAGUAAAAGAUGUAAAUAACGAUCCACAUACUUUGAGCCAAGAUUAGGCUAACUAAUUUACCAAUUAAUAAGAAUCAUCUAAAACAUAACUUAUCCCUAAAUGCGCUCAUUAAGAUGGCCAAUAAAAACUAUAAAAUGAAGAAAAUUUUUAACAAUAAGAAGAAGACUAUCAAGAUAAUUUUGCUAGUAAUUCCUAAUAAAUAAGAAGUGCUGAACAAGAUAUUACAGGCUAAGUAGAAGUAAAUUAAACCUAAUAAAAGAACAUUUUCAGUUAAUAAAGACAAAUUUAGAAUGAAAAUCGUAAAAGAGAUGUAAGUAGCCCCUUCUUCUAUGAUCCUAAAAUAGAAUUUAUAAACACCAACAUUUUCUUUAAAAACUUUUAUACAGAGUUUCAACCAUAAAAUAGAAAAACCUUCUAUUAAAAAGUAGCAUAUUAACACCACUUAUAAACUUACUCACUAACUUAGUAACAUACUCCCAGUUAGUAAACCCAAUCUAUUGUUUAAUAAAGUUAGAAACCUGAAAGCAAUAAUCAAAUCUAAGUUGUUUCUUAACAAAAUGAAUAAUAAAAAGAAGAGUAAUUGUUAUAAGCAGAAAUAUAGGAUGAGGAAAAAUUACUCAAAGAGUAAUUAAGUAUUGAAUAAAAUUACUAAAAUCAUAGUAACUAAUUGAUUAGUAUUGGCUAGAAUGAUAAUUUUAUAGAAAAAAAUAUUUGUUAGGAAAAUUCAUAAGAUUUAAAUCAAACUAAUAGCAAAGUCCAAAAAGACAUUACUAGCAAUGAAAUGCAAAUUGAAAAGUAAGCAUUAAGCUAAUAAGCUUAAUCAAACUUAUAAAAUGCCUAAGAUGAGUAGAAUUAAGAGCUAAAAAAGAAACAUAUUGGAAUUUUAGCGGAUAAAAAUAAGGAAUCAGGCGAAAAUAUGGUUUAAUUGCAAUCUGAGCUAGACCUAUUAUAUGAAAAGUAUUACCCAAGCUAAACUUAUAUAAAUUGUGAUUUGAAGUACUUUAACCUAGAAUUGAUAAUUUAAAAUACGGGAUUAUUUGAUAUUGUUUACAUGGAUCCUCCUUGGAGAAUAAAAGGUGGUUAGCAAUUUGAUAGUUAGUUCAUGUUUUCUAAUAGUAAAUUUUCUUUGGAUUAUGAUACAAUGUCUAAUAAAGAAAUUAUGGACAUUCCAGUUGAGAGGUUAUCAAACAAAGGUUUCUUAUUUUUAUGGAUUUUGAACACAUAAAUGAAUACUGCUAUAUAGAUGAUGCAAAAAUGGGGAUACAACUUGGUUGAUAAAAUCGUGUGGGUUAAAAUGAAAGAUAAAAAUGUUUAUCUAUCCCAUGGAUAUUAUUUUAUGCAUUCUUUUGAACUUUGUCUUAUUGGAUAUAAGAAUGAUACCAAAGAUGACCUUACUAGCAUAUAUCCAGCAUCAAACCCUUUUUCAGUUAUAGAUGAAAAUAUUUUAGAAGAAAACAAGUCGAAAGGAGGCAACAAGAAAAGUGAAAUAAACUUGGAAUACCCUCAUUUUUUUAACAAAAUUUCUAACAAUGUCAUCUUUGCCGAAGUUAGAAAGAAAUCGCAGAAGCCUGAUGAAAUUUAUGAAAUUAUAGAUCUAUUAAUACCCGGAGCUAAAAAAAUUGAAUUAUUUGCUCGUAAUAAUAAUUUGCGUCCAGGCUGGGUAAGUGUUGGCAACUAACUAGGUGAAACUUACGAAAAAUGGAUGCAUUAAGUAAAUUGUGAUAACUGUCACUAGGAAAUUGUAAAGGGAAAGCUAAAAAGAUAUAAGUCUCGUAGGAUAAAUAAUUAUGAUAUAUGCGAAAAUUGUGUGUUGAAUUUUGAUAAGAAAGAUUUUUAUGAAAUACAAAACAAAGUAAAUGAGGAUAUUUUGCAUAAUUAUCAAAGUUGUAAUCGUUGUGAAGCUGAACCAAUAUGGGGAAUCAGAUUCCAUUGUAUGAUUUGCAAAGAUUUUGAUUUAUGUGAAGCUUGUGUAGAUGAAAAUACGAAGUUAUGUGAAGAAGAGUAGUUCCAUAACUUGCAACAUGACAUGAAAAUUAUCGAAGUGCCAGUAUUUGCAGAUGGAUUUCCUGUUCAUGAUAGAAAAUGUUAAUCUUGCUUUAUGAGCCCGAUCAUAGGCACUUGUUUUACAUGCAAGUAAUGCUAAGGGAACUUUAAUCUUUGUUAGAACUGUUAUUUUAGCAAGCCAAUAGAGACCAUUAAAAACAAAAGACAUAGACCAGAACAUUAAAUGGAUGCACUUAUAAGUCCAGUCAAAAAUACUAAAACUAAAAAGAUUUAGUUUAAAUGUGCAGGAUGUGGAGUUUUAAAUUUAAAAGAUAUGUACAAGUGUGAAAACUGUUAUGGUUUUUAUUUCUGUCUAUCAUGUUAUGAGACUAAAUGCGAUGAUUUUAAAACUUACAUGGCGAGUUCCCAUAAAAAUUACCAUUCACUUAUUAGAUAUAAUCUUGAAGAAAUUGAGAGUUAGAACGAAUAGAAAGUUGAACUGCAAGAUGCUUAGGCUUAGUAGAUCAACAACGAUCCUAUAAAUAGUCAACUUAUACUUAAUGUUAUAUCUCAAAUCUUAGACACAGAUGAAGUCAAUAAACCAUAAAAUAUUGAUAAUUAUGCUGAAGAAGGGAGAUAAGACUAAUUAAAAGAAUUGAAUUAGAAAUAAAUUGAUGAAGAUGAAGAUAAUAUCCUAAAAAAUAAAACAGAAAUAUAAGAAGAGUCUAGAAAUAUUAAUUAAGACACUAAAAAUAAAAAAAAUGGCUAAACUAAAAGACCCUAUAAUAGAAAGUAAAAAGUUAAAUCAAUAGAAGACAAAGAUGAGACCAAUUUGGAUAAAUAAAAUAAUAAUUAAGUUGAAUUAUAAAAUGAUAAAUAAAAUGAGUAAUUAAAUAUUGAAUAAGAUUAAUCAGGAAAUUAAAAUAUGAAUCAGCUAAAGGAAGAUCAAGAUGAGUUGGAAAAGGCUGAAGAAUAAAAUUUAAAAAGCAAUUUAGUGAAAAAAAUAAGAAAAAAAAGGGUGAGUAAGAAAUAAAAAUAAUAACUAGAAGAUUAAAGUGAGGAAAAAAAAGAAGAAAAUAAUGACUAAUUAAUUGAUAAGAAGUCCGACUCAAUUAACAAUGAAAACAAAAGUGUAGACGAGUCUAAAUAAAAUUAGAUGGAAGAGGAAGAAGAUUAAAAAGAGGAAAGCAAUAAAAAUGAAGAUGAUAAAGAGGAGAAUGAAAUACAAGAAGAAAAUAAAGUUGUUAAGAAAAGGAAAAGAAGAACUAAAGAAGAGAUAGAAAAAUUCAAACAAGAAAAAGAAUAAAAAAAUUUGGAGUACUUGAUCGGUCUACAAGAUGGUAAAGAAAAGAAAAAAAGAGGAAGACUUCCUAAAUUAAAAGAUAAUUCCAAACUGUAAGUAUUGUUGAAUAGUUAAAUAGAAUAAAAUUAACAACAAAAGUAAUCAGAUGAAAACUCAUUUUUGUAAAUAAACUAAUCAAAUAUAAAUGAAUAAUUUUUUGAUAAGCAGCAUAAUGAAUACAACCAAAAACUCAUAUAAGAUUAACUAUUGUUAGAAACCUUAUCAAAUUAACCAUCACAAAUUGUAACAGAGUUGUAAUAUAAACUGAAGCUUUUAGAGUCUUAUUAAUAAUAAAAAGUUGUUUCCGAAAAUGAAAAUACUAAGCUUAAUAAUAGUAAUAAUGAUAUAUACUUUUUAUCAGAUAUCAACUAAGCUUCAGACUCUAAAGAGAAUACUCUCCAUUUUUAAAUCUAAAACUAAUUAAAUAAAAAUAAAAUUUCAAAUUUUAAUUACUCUAACUAAGAGGAUUAACAAAUUUAAAAUCCAUUUGACUAUGACUUACUAUAAAACCUAUUAAAUUCAAUAAAUAGAAACUCUCUAUAAUAAUCAAACCACUCUUACAAUGAAGAAAAUACAAUUCAAUAUAAUAAUAAUUCUGUUGAAAAAAUAAUUUAAGAUGUCAAAGAAAAUUAACAAAAAGAAAACUUAAUUGGCCAAGUCAAUCAAGAAUAGAUUAAUUAAGAAGACUAAAAUGAUGAUGAAUCAUAUGAUUCGUCUAGCUCUUCAAGUUGA
Molecule: messenger RNA, 6342 nt
Organism: Tetrahymena thermophila SB210
Lineage: Eukaryota; Ciliophora; Oligohymenophorea; Hymenostomatida; Tetrahymenidae
Product: MT-A70 family protein
Exons: 13
Cellular component (GO): RNA N6-methyladenosine methyltransferase complex
Molecular function (GO): zinc ion binding; methyltransferase activity; nucleic acid binding
Source: RefSeq, a predicted model, not a curated record